This is a messenger RNA of Episyrphus balteatus (marmalade hoverfly), 8665 nucleotides long. RefSeq names its product probable serine/threonine-protein kinase DDB_G0282963 (gene RhoGEF64C). The record is from RefSeq and is a predicted model, not a curated record. The transcript has 9 exons. Lineage: Eukaryota; Metazoa; Arthropoda; Insecta; Diptera; Syrphidae. Gene Ontology annotation, molecular function: guanyl-nucleotide exchange factor activity. Bases 1231 to 8493 code for a protein of 2420 amino acids. Gene Ontology annotation, biological process: positive regulation of Rho protein signal transduction.
CCUCUUACCAUUCGAUAGUUGUCCGUUGCAACGUUAGUAUCGCUGUCGCUUUAUUCUUGAAGGUAAUUUUUCUUAAAAAGUGAAUAUCUCCACACAUUCGGUUUUGACUUUCUUCUUCUUGUUGGCUGACGAUGACGACGACGACGGCUUAAAGCCCGUUUUGUUUUUAUAUUUUAAUUUUUUUUUUCUUAUACUGAACUUUUUGUUAAGCCUGUUUUUUUUUCGGGAUCGGGUCUAAGCGAAAAUAUUUUAUUGAUUUUCCUCCCUCCGGCGCGUUGACGUUGGUGUAAAGAUUGGGAAAAAAGAAAGAAGAUCUUUGAUGUUUUUUUUUUUUUGUUAAUUUUCCCGUUUUACGACUUUUUCUGUCAGACUUUUAGGCCUCCUCAUUAAUUCGGUCAUUCGGUUUACUGUUAAAUUAAUCUUUUAAUUUAUUCAUAUUUCGGUCUUGUGAUUAUUAUUUCUGUUUUUUUUUUUUUUUCUGAUUUUUGUAUGAGCCUAUUUCAGCAGUUUUUCGUUGCAGUAAUAAAUUUUUUGUUGUAUUGUGUUAAACAAAAAAUUUUGGUGUGUGUGAGUGGAUUUUCCAAAAAAAUACAAAAAAAAAUUAGGUUAAAUAACAAAGAAAAUAAAUGAUUUUGUGUUUUUAUGAGUGCCAAGUCGAUAAGAGUUAUUAUUAAUCGUUUUUAUAUUACUUAUACUGCAACGUUUAAUAUUAUUUCUUUGAUUUUUUUGCGUGCGAAGAUUUUUUAACAAGAUAAUAAAUAAUUUUCAGAAAUUAAAAAAAAUACCUAUACAAAAAGUGAAAAUAAAAAAUUGUUAAGUGAUAUUAGUUAAAAUAGUUUGUGAUUACUUAGAUAAUACUUUUCACUUGGUUUUGAAGUGAAAAUUGAAAUUAAAAAAAAAAAAAAAAAAAAAAAAAAAAACAACAAAGACCGAUUUGAGGCCAUUUAUUUUGGAUUAUACCGGACAAGCUGCCAUCUUUUUUUUUUACAUUUUUCAUCGUUUUGUGGAAGUUCCUGUUGGGUUUUAUAAAUAUUACAACAUAAAGAAAUAUCACCCUCAGCUCUAGCUAGCUACAAAAUAUAACCAUUAAUUUUGGGAAUAUGGACAGAUAAAAAAUCCAUUAAAACUAAGGUAAUUCAUAAAAGUUUAUAUACUUUGCAUAUAUGUAUUCAGGGAAAUAAGAAAAUUAUUUCAUAGAAAUAUGAUGUCAAUGUAAAAUGACACCAUCAGAUGGCAACACUUAGCCAAAACUAUGACACAAAUUAUUUUGAUGUGAAUCCAUAUUAUGUGCCGAUCAAUAACAAACAAUCGCCGAUGUAUGACAAAUCAAAGAAAACCUGGAGUCAACGGCUCAAAAUCAGCAAAACCGAUAAGGCCACCGCGCAAAUGGUGGUACCCCAACUACCCCCACCUCCAUCCCAAAUGCAACAACAUCAGUUGCAUCACGAAUUUCCUGUCGUCGGUGGUUUAGACUUCCCUCCCAGUGCUUUGUCACGUUCAAUGAAAUAUGCCGAACCAUGGAUAUACGGCACAGUUCGUGGCAUACCCGCCCGUCCAAUGCACUUCCAUCCCGGACAGGCAAUGUUCGCUCCAAUGCCAUCCGAAAUUGCUGUCGUUAUCUGUUCUUGCCCGGAAUAUCUUAACGGUACAAAGCGUGAGGUGAAAAAAGCAAGUAUUUGCAAGAAAUGCAAAGGAUCCAGGCUCCCACUGGCCCCGAUCGGAGGAACUGUCCGAAUUCGACCAACCAGUACUCCGAUACAGCAAAAACAUCGUCCCACAAAUGCGUCGACGAUGAGAGUGGUUUCGUCGAAGUCAAGGCCGUCCAUUUUGGAUCCUCAGAAAGAUCCAUAUGAUCUAAUGCGACGGACUCGAUUGCUCUCCCCCGAACCGAAAUCUUCACCCCAGCAAUCAGACAAGAAUUAUCGUUCAAGUCGUGGAAAAAGUUCCAGUCCCAAUCGAAGUCGCAGUCGAACUCCUCGAUCGCAACUAGAAGAACCAGCAAAAUCUUCGCCAAAACAAACUCAAUCAUCCUCCAGCAAAACUACCGAUCGCUGGAUAGUUGAGGAUAGCAGCCAAUCUUCCCGACGCUCCAUACUCCGUUGCAACGUCAAUCCCUAUGACCUGAUCUCAAACAAAUCCUCUGCAUCAUCCUCGUCAUCCUCUGUACAGCAUUUGAGUGAAUUCUCACCCCAUGACGAUGAAGAUGACGACGUUGUUACCGAUAUGUUCGGAGGCAAGUCGUCGUCGUCGAUUAAUCAAAAGACCACUAUUAGUCGCAAGACAACCGGACCUCUUAACAUAUCAUCUCCAUCACCAUCUCCUUCUGCAGUUUCAUCAUCCGCCGGAACAUCAUCGGGUGGAGGAUCAUCCAACAAACCAACAAUGAGUUAUGCCAAUUGUAAGGCGAUUGCUGGACAACGGAUAAGUUUUGGUGAACACUCACCAGCACCGUCAUUAAUCACCAAAAAUGGCGAAAGCUUUUUAUACGAAAAUGUUGUGUUGUCUUCAAGUAACAACAAUGAAACCACCAGUAACAGUCCUAAAUUUCAGAAACAGCAACAGCAUAGUGCCAAAAAGGACGAUUCUACCACCUCGACUCCACAGCCGAAACGUCCACCGCGUAGAAAGAACGAUGUAAACUUGUCGUCUCAGCAAAUGUUUGAUAAUCCUGACGGUGGUCGUGACGGUGAUGAUGGUGAUGACUGUGACGAGGACGAUGGUGAUGGGACUGGUACUGGUAUAGCAUCAUCCAAUCGUCAACAACAACGUCAUCAUCAUCAAAUAAUGUCCUCGCAAAUUUCCACAGAUUUAGUAGUAGGAGUAACAGGAACUGGAGCAGGAGCAGGAACAGUAGCAGCUAGUCAAAGACCCUCCAUCAAAUCCAUUCUUAAAAGGCCACUAUCGUCGCCAACAUCCGGUGUACUUCUAGCUGUCAACACUCCAUCCAAAUCCCCGUUGAAUGGUGACACUGAUACCGGAAGUCUUGUUGGUUCCUCUGCCAUCACAACCAACACCACCACCAGCGAUUCAUGUAGACUCGACCAGCAGCAGCAGUUCCAACAACAGCAACAACAGCACAACCAACAUCAUCAUCAUCAUCAAAUUAAACGUAACUCAACCAGGACACAUGAAAGCUCACUCAAGAGUCCUUCAAAUGGAAGUAGCAGUGGUACCGGUGUUGGUAAUGGUGGUGGUAGUAGCGGAGGAGGUAAUGGAACUAGUGGAAACAGUGUAGGUUUGGACACAAUGCUAGCCAAAUCGAAUGGAGGACAAAAAACCGCUGCAGAAACAAAGACCGGAUCACAGUUUUAUAUUCCGUUGCCACAGGCUCGUAAAAAAGUCCAAUUUAUGGUCGAGGAUAAAAUAAUCCAAGUUGACAAUGCGAACUACCAUCAUCAUCAUCAUGGUGAUAGGGAUGAGAAUGAAGAUGAGGAUGAGGAUGAUGACGAGGAUGACUAUCAUUCUGCUCAAGGAGAUGAAACUGACAAAACUGAAAUCUCCAAGCAAAUAGGUAAGACCCUUACAGCUAACUACCGGAACUGUAGUAGUACGCCUGGCACUCCUGUUCCUUCUGGAACCAAAGCUACUUCCAUCAAUGUUGGAGCAGGUGGCAGUGGUGGUGGUGGGGGAAACAUCUCGAAAAGUGAUACCACGAGAAAACUACUUCUGUCAUCGAAACCUACACUUGUCGUCACUGAUGUGGACAAGGAUCAACAGCAACAGCAACAGCACCAGCAGCAGUUACAAAAUGAAAAUAAAGAAAAGAAAAAGGAUGAAAGGUCGUCUUCUGGUUCUGGUGAUGGCAAACGUAGAAUCAUUGCAAUCACUAAUGGCAGCCGGGAAGAUUUUGUUGGAAAAGAAAAUCCCACUGCUGCUCCUGUUGCUAUGGCUAAUAGAUUCAACCAAGAGCUAUUGCAACGUCAGAGACAACAAAAACAACUACAACAACAACAAAGACAGCAACAGAAACAGGAAGCAGUAUUAAACUUAUUACAGCUCGAGUCGAACUUGGUGUCGAGUGAAUUAUUAAAUUCUGGCAAAAAUACUUCUUACUACCAGAACUUCCAACAGCAGCAACGAAACCAAAACCAAAGCCAGGAUCAGAAUGAGCCGCAUUAUGAAGAUGUUGCCAAUGACGAUGAUGGUGUCAACGACGCCAACGACCACGACGAUGACGACAAUGACACUGACAACGACGACGAUGAGGAGAAAACAAUGUCCUCGACUUCAUCUUCUUCGGUAACUCUUGCUCCAACUCAAGGCAGCAGCGAUGAAGACCCAUGCGGUCGAUUUAAUGGCAAUGGUGACAGGACAAAGGAUUUGUCUUCAUGCAAUCUCAAAACAUCCACCCCAUCUCCACCAGAAGAUGAAGAUGAAGAAACAGCAUCAGUGACAACCCCAACAUCAUCACAACAACAACCGGCACUAUCACGAAAUGCCAUUCGACGCACUCAUAGCGAACGUCAUCCGUGUAACGUUCACAUCGGCACUUCCUCCACAAAUGUUAUUCUUAACUUCAAGGAUACAAUGGCACUACGAGUGAAAGCCACCCGCAAGGACUCUAGAGAUAUAUUCUCUAGCUCGUCCUCAAGUACAUCGCAGCAACAGCAACAGAGUGUCGGAUUUUUGUUCAGACCUAAAGAACCGCCACCACCUCCACCAACUGCAGCUGCCAUAUCAGUGCAUCAUCAGCAACAACAACAAAAACGUCUCAGUAACACUCAUACGAAGGUUAUGCCCAAGGAGACUGUAGUUGGCGGUAGCAACAAAACCCAAGCAAUCCAGAUAACCACUACCACCCCGACCAACAACUACGCCACAAAAGACGUUGAAAGCAAAAAAUCCAACGACUACGAUAACGUGAACGAUGACGCUCAAGACGUCGACAACAAAGACAACGACGACACUAACGCCACCAACGCCAGAACCAACGACAACGUUAACGACGAUGACAACAACAAACAGCACCAAGAAGUCGCUUCAAGAAAUCGCAAACUAUCAGUUAACAGCAGCGGAUUAGAGGAACAAAAACCACCGCCAUUCAUAAGACAUGAUGCUACCAACCAACGGAGAAGAUCCUCCGCCACCACUGGUUCUGUGACCGAUACCACACUUACCAACAGCAAAAACUCUUACCAAGACCGAAUAUCAACGAAUAUUUAUGAGACAUUCGAUAGCUUUAGCCCAACUGUUGUUGUUGGCAGCGCCACAAUUACCGCCGCUGAGACGACGACACUACCGCCACCACCACCAAUCCCAACACCAUCAUCAUCAGCUACUCCCAACAAGUACACAUUUGGGAAUACAACAACUCAACCGAACCGGACCGUUGUUCGAGUAGCUCCCUUCAACAAGACCACAUCCGAGAUACAUCGUCUCAAAAUCACCCACACAGACAACAACGACGACGAUGACGAUGGAAAAGCAUUUGGCGCGCGAAAUUCCACUAACUGCGGCACAAGUGGCCAAAAGAAGACCUCCAUCCUUAUCAACGGCGAUGAUUGCUAUUCAACCGUAAACGUCACCAAUGACACUCCAUUGUAUCAGUCGUCUGUUGUUGUAGCCGAUGGCAGCAGUAUCGAUCCAAUGCUUAAAGUGACAUCGAAUACAGUUACGAUAAAUGUUGUCAGCAGUAGCCCGAGGACACCCCAAGAAGAACUCAUUUACAAGAACAACAAAAUCAACACUCUCCUAAGUAGCAGGACUGGUGGCAGUUGUAGUGGUUCUUCCACAAAGGCUAUUAUUCCGAUUGGAAGUAGUUAUGGUAGCGGGGUUGGGGGAAGUAGUAGUGUUGCAUCAAGUCCUUCUUCAGAUUUAGUGAAAACAUCAAACAAACGUGGACGCACUCUAAUCACGUUUGACUAUGAUAAGUCUCCAGUUCCUGUGAGUAGUAGUAGCCCUAAGGAUAUCCCAGUGGUGUCUACAUCAUCGCCAGGAAGCGAACCAAAUGACGAUGUGUUCUCCCACGAGGAAGAACUUGUGAAGAUUCUGCGAAAUCCCGUCGAGGCAGUUCGGCGAAAUUUGGUGCCACAUGUAUGUGGCAAGGGAGAAGCCUCAGCUUCAUCAUCGGACCAACCAAAGUCAACAGAAGUGGAGAGUAGCAAGUCAUCAUCGAAACGUCAACGAAAACGUCACAAGAGUAACGAGCUAACAGUUCCCAGUCCAUCAAUGGGAAGAAGCAGCGAACGGAAUUCGUUUGUGGGUAAGCUUCUGGAAGAUCCCACUUUAAGCCACCUUGCCGAUGGUCUUGAGAGUGAUGUUGUAGUUAAACUUAUUGAAAACUCGCUGAAACGUUUGAAGGACUCACGCAGCAGCAUUGACACGAGCGGUACCAAAGAUAACGAGGACAUGAAUCGCUUGAUCAACUUGUCCCUGCAACGCAUUAAAGAGGACCGACUAAAGCUCGAGUCACAGAUGCACGAAGCUGAGGAACAGCAAGAGAUUCAAUCGAAUCGGGGUAGCAUUAGUUCGGGGAAUAGUUUCUCGUCGGCGAAUUAUGAGAUGUUCGAUUUCAGUGAUAAUAACGAAUCGGACUGUUACCAAAGCUGUUCGAGUGAAAUCGCUGAUACCGAUACACCGUUAACGACACGAAGUAAGUUCUAUCAAAUGCUGGUCGAUGCCACUCUUGCCGAAAUCGAAAUCUCGACAAAUGUCGACGAUGAUCAUCAUUACGAAUCGAUUCGUGGAAAUAACGGAGAUCCGAUUUAUGAGGAGAUCAAUGAUAUUCCGCCACCACUGCCACUCUCGCCACCGCCGCUGAAUGAUCCUGAAUUGGAGAAGAAAGCUGCCCGAUCGAUGUUCGAAGGGGCAUCGAAGUAUGAUAUUUUGUCGUAUUUGGUCGAUGCCAAAGAGCGGGGUCUUGUCCGGGAGGAGUCAUUCGAGUAUAAUAUCAAUAACACCUCCAAUCCGAUCAUUAUUGAAGAAGAGAAUGAUACGCUGAGUGAUCUGAAGCAGACCUCAGAUAUGAGCAGUCGAAUCAGUCAUCUCUCGGUGACAAGCGAUUCGAGUGAAGAUACCAACAGUUUGACAGGAUCGAUGGUUAAUGAUCGUCUGUCAGUACUGAGCGCCCUUCGGAAGGGCACCUCUUCGGAGAUCGAACGAAACGACUCGGGAGUUGGCUCUGAGACGAGUAAAUCUUCCCGCAGCAAGUACCAAAAUAAUCCCCAAACCAAUUCCGUGCUUAGCAAAAUCAGUCCAAUUCAUUUGUGUGAAGACUGUGAUGGCCCCGUUGAGACUCAGGUCACUGACUCUGGAGUGAUGUUUGCCCCACUCGUUUGUCGUAAAUGUGGCAAAAAACGAGCCGAACGAAAAGAGAUCAUUACCGAAAUUGUAGAAACGGAAGAAAAAUACGGACGAGAUUUGACGAUUAUUUUGGAAGAAUUCUGUCAGCCAAUGCUGGUGGCGGGAUUGCUUACACAAGAGCAACUCUCUGCAAUCUUCUUGAAUACCGAAGAACUGCUCGAGAAUAAUCAGACUCUUGCCGAACGAAUGCGUGAUGCAUUGGAUAUUGCUCUGGAGCAGGGCGAUGAUGAUUUGUUGACGGUGAAUAUUGGUAAAGUGUUUUUGGACUUUACGCCAAUGUUGCAUGCCUUCGAGAGCUAUUGUGUUCGACAGGCUGGGGCAAGUUUAUUGCUGGCAAAUUUGGAGAAGGAAAAAGAGUUGUUGAGGAUAUUUUUGAAAGUGUCACAAAUGGAGAAUACCGUUUUGAGACGAAUGAAUCUCAACUCGUUUUUGAUGGUUCCUGUCCAGAGAGUGACGAAAUAUCCCCUUUUGCUGGCCCGCCUUUACAAAGUCACACCACCACACCUAGAAGGCCGAGAUUUGCUCAAACAAGCCCAAGAGAAGAUCGAACUGCAUUUAAAUCACAUCAAUCAAGAGGCAAAAGAUGUGCCCACUAAACUAUGGCGUCGGAUAUCUUCCUCGAGUCCCAAUCGACGAGCUUCCUGUGAAAUUGAUAUGAUCAAUAUCAAGCUUCGGAAGCUGGCUAUUGACAUCCUCGAAUGGAACCAUGACGAAGUGAGGUUUGCCAUGGAAGGAAAGUUGAUGUACACUCAGCCAACUGAUAGCAAUUGGAAGAAGGGCCGUACUAUUAAGCUGAACCCAGUGAAUGCGUUGCUGGUGACAAACGGAAAGCCAAGUGUCAACUACAAAGCUGAGAAGGCGAUGUCGGGUCAGCUUAAUUUCCCCAAACAUACUGGAAUUCGAGAGGCAUCAUUGCUUGUGGUUAAGGAAAAAUGUGGUCGAUACACAUUGAUACGGGAGCCACUGUAUCUCGACAGAUGUGUGGUUUGUUCCGAAGCGGAUUGGGAUGAUUAUUUCGAACUGCAGGAGAUUUCAUCCAAAGAUACUUUUAUUUUUAAAGCUGAGGAUGCAGUUCGCACAAAACAAUGGUACACACAAAUUCAGUAUCAUGCUCAAGGUAUGGGCGCUUGGCGUAAGAGACGUAAUGCGUUAGCUAACAUCAUGAUAAAUGGAAUGCUGUCAAGGACCUAAGAAUUUUAUAUAAAUAUGCACACUUUUUUUCUUAAAUUCAAUAUUAAAUAUUUUUAAAAAUUUUAAUUUUUAGUUUUAACAAAUUUUUUAAAUAAUAUAAAUAGUUUGUUUUUCUUUUGUCUUAUUUUUGUUCUAUUUUUUUAAUUAAUAAACAAAUUCUUUUAAAUUGAAA